AUGAUAAUGUUUAAGUUUUUUUUAGUAGUUUUUUGUGUUUGUGCCAAAUUAAGUCGCUGUCAAAUAAAUUUAGAAAAUAUCUUUGAAAAUUGUCGUCUACAAGAUCCUGACAGUGAAGAAUGCCUUAAGAAUGGAUUAAAUCAACUUAAUCCUUAUUUUAAAGAAGGACUUCCCGAUUAUGGAAUAGAAUCAUUUGAUCCAUUUUUUGCCUCGGAAGUACCCUACAAGAGCAGAACGCCAUUAUUUAAUUUUAAUUUAAUCCUUAGAAACGUUUCGGAAAGUGGAUGGACACUAUCACAAGUAACAAAAUUAAGAUUAAAUUCAAACAAAAAAGAAAUGGAGAUUACGCAAUCUUUUCCCGAUAAACGACUAUCAGGAUGGUAUGCAUUUGAUGGAAAUAUACUUGGAAGAAAGAUAAAAAACGAAGGUGCUUGGAAUUUAUCACUGUUUAAUUAUGUUCAAACGUUAACAAUUUCGAGAAAACCAGCUGGUCCUUCGGCACCUCUUCAAUAUUCUCCCAUAAAAGUGAAGUGCAGCUUAGAAACUUGCAAAAAUCUGGAAAUGCAUAUUAGUAAUCUAGCUGGUGGACGAACAGUGAUAGAAAAUAUGUUGGACCGCGUGAUAAACACAGCUUGGCAACCAGGAUUCGUGAUUUUGAAACCAGUAAUAAAUCAACUAGUUGGAACGGCUUUUACAGAAAUUUUCAACAAGAAUUUUCAAACAUUCCCUUUUGCUACAGUUUUUAAAAACUAA
Psylliodes chrysocephalus is the source of this 753-nucleotide messenger RNA. The record is from the annotation of a GenBank genome assembly. Lineage: Eukaryota; Metazoa; Arthropoda; Insecta; Coleoptera; Chrysomelidae.